This is a messenger RNA of Lathyrus oleraceus (garden pea), 1055 nucleotides long. Its product is annotated as enoyl-CoA delta isomerase 1, peroxisomal. Gene Ontology annotation, biological process: fatty acid beta-oxidation. Gene Ontology annotation, molecular function: delta(3)-delta(2)-enoyl-CoA isomerase activity. NCBI's taxonomy places the organism in Eukaryota, Viridiplantae, Streptophyta, Magnoliopsida, Fabales, Fabaceae. The record is from RefSeq and is a predicted model, not a curated record. The transcript has a single exon. Gene Ontology annotation, cellular component: peroxisome. The coding region runs from base 230 to 931 and encodes 233 amino acids.
AUUGUUUUACUUUAAAUAGAUCAUUCAUAGUAUCUAUCUACACAAAUAUUUAAUCGUCAAAAUGCAAAAGUCUUAAUGAAAAAAAAUGUUUGACCGGUCAACUUUGAAAAUUUUAGAUUUUGUGUUCCCGGUUUAUUAUUAAUAUGUUCCCGCUGGUGUUCAUCCAUUAACAUGAUUCUCUGUAUCUUUUCAUCUAGUUUAAGAAUCCACUAGUUACCUAGCGUAAAAAAUGUGUAGCUUAGAGAAGAACGGAAACAUCUUCAUCCUAACCCUAACCGGCGACGGCGAGCACCGACUCAACCCCACACUCCUCAACUCCAUCAAAUCCGCCCUCCACCGCGUCCGUCAACAAGCCACCACUUCCUCCGCCCUCAUCACAACCGCCCAUGGCAAAUUCUUCUCCAACGGCUACGACAUCGACUGGGCUCAAACCUUCUUAGAUCGCAUAACCCUCGUCGACGAUUUACUCCGGUCCGUAGUCUCCGAUCUCCUCUCUCUCCCUAUGCCAACCAUCGCCGCCGUCACAGGUCACGCCUCUGCCGCAGGUUACAUCCUCGCACUCGCUCACGACUACGUUUUGAUGCGAUCCGAUCGAGGAUUCCUCUACAUGAGCGAGAUCGACAUCAAUCGUGUUAUUCCGGCUUGGUUUGUUGCUGUUGUUGAUGCUAAGGUUGGUGAUGCUGCGGCUCGCCGGAGGAUAGUGAUGCAGGCGGAUAAGGUCACGGCUAAGGAGGCGGUGAGGUUGGGGAUUGUUGACUCGGCGCAUGAUAGCGCUGAGGAGACGGUUAAGGCUGCGGUUGGUUUGGGUGGUGAUUUGGUGAAGCGUGGAUGGGAUGGACACGUGUAUGCUCAGAAUCGGAAGAGGUUUUUGGGUCAUGUGAUUCGGGCAGUUGAAGAUAAAAGUGAGAGAAACGUUGAAUCGAAACUUUAGUAAUUUGGGCUUUGUAUUGGGCUCAAUUUAUUUCAACAGAAAUUGAAUAAGAAUCUUUCGGUUUUAAAAAUGUACAUGUAUUAAAAUUAUAAUGAAAAUAAAAUAAAGGAAUUUUUUUUGCCAA